Olea europaea var. sylvestris is the source of this 2742-nucleotide messenger RNA. Its product is annotated as ethylene-responsive transcription factor ERF114-like. Lineage: Eukaryota; Viridiplantae; Streptophyta; Magnoliopsida; Lamiales; Oleaceae. The coding region runs from base 408 to 1244 and encodes 278 amino acids. Gene Ontology annotation, biological process: ethylene-activated signaling pathway; regulation of DNA-templated transcription. The record is from RefSeq and is a predicted model, not a curated record. Gene Ontology annotation, molecular function: DNA-binding transcription factor activity; DNA binding. The transcript has 2 exons.
AAUAUUUGGACAGAAACCAACAACAAGAAGAUCAAAUGUGCUAAUUACUAGAAGAGUGAGGAUAAGAACGUGACAAUAAAUAAAAAUUGAAGACUAAUUAUGCAAAUAAAAAGUGAUGCAAUAAAAUAAAAUUUUGAGAAAAUAUGACCCCAGUAAUUAAUUAGGAGAUAACACGAGUCAUAGGUUUGCAAAAGUACGAUCAAACAUUCCUAAUUUCCACAGAUACUGCAGCUGUUUUAGAAAACCCUAGAAAUUCCUUCUUGAUUUCCAUCCUUUUUAAAGCUUACAGACAUCUUGUAUAUCAUGUAGAAAACUCUAAAAUCUCCUUCUUCAGCCUGUAAUUUAUACGUAUUCUCUUUGAAGUACUUCACUGUCAUAAUUAAAGGGGAAAACAGUGGAUCGAAGGCAUGGCAAAGAGGCCCCUUCCGUUUGAUGAAUCGGAGGAAAAGGAGAGAAUAGAACUGUAUCCUAUCUACUCUGCUAGAUCACAACGUGAAACGUCAGCCAUGGUUUCUGCCCUCUCUCAUGUUAUUGGUAACUCAUACAGUAAUCCUGCGGUUCCUACAGUAUAUGGAAAUCUUCCAUUACCACUGCCUGAAUCUUCAAGUGGACAAGAGCAAAACCAACCUCAACCAGCAGUUCAACAAGAAGGGAGACCAAACCUGCAGAGGAGAAGACGGUAUAGAGGUGUCCGGCAGCGGCCUUGGGGUAAGUGGGCGGCCGAAAUCCGGGAUCCAAAGAAGGCUGCAAGAGUCUGGCUUGGAACAUUUGACACUGCAGAGGCUGCCGCUCAUGCUUAUGAUGAAGCAGCACUAAGAUUUAAAGGAAGCAAAGCUAAGCUCAAUUUUCCUGAAAGAGUGCAAGGAAAAACUGAGUCUGGUUACUUAACAACGCGUCAAGAUUUACGAAUUGUUUCUGAGUCAACUACUACUCCAAUCCCUCGGCCGGUAUCUCAAGAAAGUCAUAUCAAUUUCCAGAACUAUGCAGAAUAUCUCCAUAGAGGAGUUAAUAAUAAUUUUUUGAACUAUGGUGCCUCGGGGUUUUAUUAUCGUGGUUAUGGUGGAACAUUUGUUUCACAAUCUUCAUCAAAUACAACAACGAUAUCUCCAGUAUUGCCAACUCAACAACAAAACCAGCAACAAGAGCAAGAGGUUCUGAGAUUUCAAUCACAAUUUGGAACUUCUAGUGCCGAUUCUUUGAAAAAUUGGGAAGAAUUGGAUAGCACCAGUCUUUCAAGAAGAUAGACUUUACGUGCUCUUGUAAGAGGAUCAGAUGAAGAUUCAUGAUCAGACGGAAAAUUUUUGUUUGUUGUAAGUUUUCUUCUAAAGUUUGACGUUUAAGCUUGCAAUUUUUGUCUUGUCUAAAUUAAAAGUUUUCAAGUACUCAACAGAAAACACGGGGGGACAUAUAUCAUGACCUAAGUUUGUUUGUGAUCUAAAUAAUUGGAAAUAAUAUUUUUAGUUCCAUCCUCUCUUAUCAGACCAUCAGUAGCACUCAUAGCUACAACUUUAUUUGAUUUUUCAGUUAGGUAUGUCACCAUUCGUCGUUAGAAGUUCUCUAAAUUCAUAGAUUGAAAGCAAUUAACAAUAAACAUGCAUAUCUUUAGAACAUUUGAUUCUGCAAGGAAGGAGUAAUAAGAAGCCUUCGAGUCAAAUACUUCAUUACAGACUGGGUAGGUUUGAUAAGAAGUACACGUUUGGCUUAGCCAAACAUGGUUGAUUAUUUUAUACUAGUACUUUUCUUUUUUUUCCCUAAAAUUGACAACUCUUUCCUAGUACAUAGUGAACUGCUUUAAAAUGUGGCAUUUAAUAAAUCUAGGCUUUCUUCCAACACAUCUCCAAUGUAUGUAUGCGUGUGCUAUAACAUUUUAAUGAAAGAUGUAGAGAAUAUCAUUGAUUAUCAGUAUAUCUUUAUGAAAUAAUGUUAUUCAUAGUGAAAACUACCGGUAGUCAUUAUACAUGGCAUACACAUGACAAUUUGUUAUUUGAUUGAUGAGAUAAUAAAAAAAAACUAUCUUAUUAAUGCAUUAAACAACAAAUUGUCAAAUGUAUAUCACAUAGAGUGAGUACCAGUAGUCUUUACUAUGAAUAACAUUACUCAUUUUCAUGUAACCAAAUCAUAGUUUUCUUAUUCUAUGAAAAAAAAAGUUUAUGAAUUUUUGCAUAUAAAUGGAGGUGUUAGGAUCUUCCUCUAGCUGCUCAAGGUGAUUUCCGGGCUCAUUUAACCAUACAUCAAAUUCAACACCAAAAUCGAGAGGUGACCGACCGCCGGCGAGCUUACUUCCUAUGGUUGCUUUUCCUCUUUUGCUUGUUGUUUCUUCCACACACUUAGGAUGGAUACCACACAGGUAAGAGUCACAAAGCCUCAAGCAAUUGGUAGGGAAGAUUAAUUAACAAGAUGCAUGAAGGAGAAGAAGAAGAAGACUGCCUCUCUCUCUCGGGUUCUCUCACGCACGGGUUCAACACAACAAAGGGAGUUACCAAUUUAUAAUAGUCCAAUGGCCAACUUAAGGUAAGUCACAAUAUGGUAAGUAGGCUCGACUAGGGUUAAGUCCCAAUAGCACACCAACAAGCCACAAAGAUUAUUAGCCCUCCAAUAGGUAAAGCAACGCUAGGUCGGGUCAUCUCAUUAUUCGGUGUUGAUUUAUCGUUCAGUCAUUCAUGUCGACUGAUAAAAUUGGUUUUCAUCAUCGCCCGGGAGGUCGUUUGACAACAUAAUGUCUAACAACCUCCACCUUGGUGU